Messenger RNA from Sodiomyces alkalinus F11, 2052 nucleotides. RefSeq lists its product as hypothetical. Lineage: Eukaryota; Fungi; Ascomycota; Sordariomycetes; Glomerellales; Plectosphaerellaceae. The transcript is spliced from 2 exons. The record is from RefSeq and is a predicted model, not a curated record. The coding region runs from base 1 to 2052 and encodes 683 amino acids.
AUGGUCACCUUGUUGCCGGCCUUUCCUCCUCGCCGUGUCUCGGGCAUCCUGCGCUGCACCAUCGCCGCCGUCUUCCUUCUUUGCUGCUUCUACUACCUCAGACUAGGCGACGACCCUCUUCCCUCCCGCUCACGCAUCGAGUACUAUACACCCCCGUCACCUGCGCCCCUUGACAAGCCGGCCGUCCGUCCAGAUACCCAACCCUCGAUCCCCGAGUCCGACUCGGGCGACCACAACGAUGAAUACGUCAACGGGGCCCUGGCGGAAUCGCUCCCGAAACCCGUCUCCGACUCCAACUCCAAUUCCAACACCGACCGACCAAAGACCCCACCGAAACAGAAACCGCACCACCCAAUCGACACCCUCAUAGCCGAAGCGGACACAACAUUCAACCAACUGCUCGCCAAGGAAUCCAAAACCGUCGGCGCCGCCGCCGAAGCCUACCGCAACCGCCGCGGGCGCCACCCCCCGCCGGGGUUCGACUCGUGGUACCACUUGGCCGCGGAAAAACGCUCGCUCGUGAUCGAGGACUUCUUCGACCAGAUCUACCACGACCUGGAGCCCUUCUGGGCGCUCGACCCGGCGCUGAUGCGCAAGGAGGCCGCCGCCUUCGACCAGUUCAUCACCGUGCGCGACGGCGCCGCCAACACCACCAGCGAGUGGUUCUGGACCGAGAUCUGGCUCGACCUCGUCGUCUCCCUGCAGCACCUGCUGCCGGAUAUGGAUAUCGCGCUGAACCCCAUGGACGAGCCGCGCAUCGUCGUGCCGUGGGAGGAGAUGGCCAAGUAUGUCAAGCGGGCGGAGCAGACGAGGACGAUGCCCCGGCCGCAGGAUGUCAUUGCUAGUUUCCAGACGUUGCCUCCGCGGGGGAAGGUCGAGCCUACGGUGAAGAUACAGCGGAAGCAGUGGGAUAAGACGAAAUUCUACUGGAAACUCGCCCGCCAAGGAUGCCCGCCCAACAGCGCAGCCCGCACAGCACCCCUUCGAUCCGAGGCCAGCUUCGCCGAACCACCCAACAUGUCCAUGACCAACGCAGCACCGCACCUCCGCGACGGCUACGUCGCCAACUCGUCCCUGGCCAAGGAAAUCUGCCACCAGCCCGACCUGCAAGGCCUCAACGGCAUCUUCAUCGAGCCGCUCUCGACGUCGACCACCAAGGCCCUCUUCCCGCUGUUCGGGGGGUCCAAGCUGGCGAUCAACAACGAGAUCCUCCUCCCCGCGGCCAUGUACUGGAAGGACGAGGAGCGGUUCACGGGCGGCGCGUACCACGGCGAGGGCUGGGCGACCAAGGAGGACGGGGUGAUCUGGCGCGGCGUGGCGACGGGGGGGCGCAACCGCGCGGGCAACUGGCCCGGGUUCCAGCGGCACCGGUUCGUCAGCAUGAACAACGACACGCUCGUGUCCGGCGUGGAGGACGGGCAGUGGCGGCGGGCGGUGAAUUUCGCGUUUCCGGAGCCGAUGUACCGGGUCGCGGCCCACGCGGCGGGCAAGCUGGGCGAGUGGCUGGGGACGUGGGCGAAUGUGGCGUUCACGGACCUGAUGUGCGCCCCGGAGGGGGAGACGGAAGGGGGGGGCUGCGGAUACGCGAGUCCGUAUUUCCUGGUGGCGCAGGGGUUGACGAUGGCGCAGCAGUUCAUGCACAAGUACCUGCCCGACGUGGAUGGAAACAGCUUCAGCGGGCGGUACCUCGGCUUUCUGCGCAGCACGAGCUUGCCGAUCAAGGCGACGGUGUGGAAGGAGUGGCACGACGGCCGGCUCGUGGCGUGGAAGCACUUUGUGCCGAUGGACAGUCGGUUUGGUGAUUAUUACGGCAUCAUGGAGUAUUUCCUCGGGUACGGGGACGAGGUGGCGGGCCAUGACGAGGAAGGGGAGAGGAUCGCGAGCGAGGGGAAGGCGUGGGCGGAGAAGGUGUUGAGGAAGGAGGAUAUGCAGGUUUACAUGCUGCGGUUGCUGUUGGAGUAUGCGAGGGUCGUGGACGAUGAGAGGGACGUGAUGGGGUGGGUGGAAGAUCUGACUUCCGAGGACCUGGGAGACAAUGGAACGUCUCCUUGA